Fusarium musae is the source of this 1146-nucleotide messenger RNA. RefSeq lists its product as uncharacterized. Gene Ontology annotation, molecular function: catalytic activity. Bases 1 to 1146 code for a protein of 381 amino acids. NCBI's taxonomy places the organism in Eukaryota, Fungi, Ascomycota, Sordariomycetes, Hypocreales, Nectriaceae. The record is from RefSeq and is a predicted model, not a curated record. The transcript is spliced from 2 exons.
AUGAUGUCCACGCCACCUCUCACAGACCUGAGAGUCGUGGAGCUUGCAGGCCUUGCUCCAGGCCCCUUCUGCGGUCAGCUUCUCUCUUCCUACGGAGCCUCGGUUCUGCGCGUUGAUCGUGCAGGUGUUUCCGAAAACCAGGACAUUCUGACAUCAUACAAGUCCUCUAUUGUCUUGGAUCUCAAGAACCGAAAUUCAAUCCACCUCCUCAAAGUCCUCCUCGAUAAGGCUGACAUUUUGAUUGACCCAUUUCGACCUGGGGUUCUCGAAAGACUUGGCUUAUGUCCUAAUUCUGUUCUUCUUGUCUCUAACCCCCGCCUAAUCGUGGUUCGAAUCACCGGCUUUCGUCGCGAUGGCCCGUAUAAGGACCUGGCUGGGCAUGACAUCAACUACCUGGCUGUCUCAGGGGUGUUGAGUAUGCUCGGAAACAGUGAGCUACCACCAGCGCCACCUGGAAAUCUACUCGCAGACUAUGCAGGGGGAGGACUGGUGGCCUUUGCGGGCGUUCUCAUGGCCCUGUAUCACCGAAGCUCUACGGGAAAAGGCCAGGUAGUAAAUGCGAGUAUGGUUGACGGCGCCUCAUAUAUUGGGGCCAUUCCACGUCUGAGGUCCAAAGAGCCUGCUUGGAACGGGGAAAGAGGAACUAACUUAUUGGAUGGAGGCUGCCCUUACUAUCAAUGUUACGAUUGUAAAGAUCAAGGAAAAUAUGUGUCGGUUGGCGCACUCGAACCUCAUUUCUUUGCAAAUCUUCUCCGAGGUCUGGGGCUGACAAGCGACGAGAUUCUCGGUCCUGGUGUGCGGCGUGAGGAUAAACGUUCAUGGCCACGCAUGCGAGAGUUAUUUGCCAACAAGUUCAAAGAGAAAACACGCAAGGAAUGGGAGCAGAUAUUCGAGACUGUGGAUGCGUGUGUCGCUCCUGUUCUGGAGCACAAGGAGAUGGAACAGGCAGGCUACGAACAGCGACCAAUAGUACAUCUGAGUGCUUCGCCAGCCAGGCCGGUGGACGCACAGUGGAAAGGCAAGCGUCUAAGUCCAGGUCACGGCGCGGAGGAGGUAUUGAAGACUUGGCUGGGUUGGGAUCAAGGAAGGAACUAUACGAUCGAUCAAGAAACACGCCUCUGCCGUGUACUGAAUUCCAAUCUUUGA